Molecule: messenger RNA, 1911 nt
Organism: Aspergillus pseudonomiae
Lineage: Eukaryota; Fungi; Ascomycota; Eurotiomycetes; Eurotiales; Aspergillaceae
Exons: 3
Coding region: 1-1911 (636 amino acids)
Source: RefSeq, a predicted model, not a curated record
AUGGAGAAGUGGUGGGCUAUAUUUCUUCUGAGUAUCCUCCCACAUUCCGCAAUCGCCGACGACCUUCGGUCCCAGUCAUCUGCGGCUCGUCCGAUCACCCUCAAUGACUUAUAUAUCUCCUCAGAUGGCCAAGGCAAUGAAAAGUGCUGCCCUGUUGGAACGGUCUUUAACGGUAAAGAAUGCACAAUCCCGCAUGCCGCAGUAUGUCCUCUUGGCACUUCCCUGCAGGGCAACAUCUGUGCCACGACUCCGACUUGCCCAAAAGACUUCCACUUGGAAAGCAACCACUGUACACAUAACGAGACACCCUCCUGUCCUCACGGUUCAACCUUCAACGGUGCUUCCUGUGUGAGCACGGAGGAACCUGGAUGCCCGGCUGGCACGCAGUUUAAUGGCGCUUCUCCGUCCUGUCCACCUGGUAUGCAAUUCGACGGACACGGUUGCGUUGGGUCCGAACCCCCCAGCUGCCCCCCAUACACUCGGCUCCACAACGGUAUCUGCGCUUCAACCGAGCCACCUUCAUGCCCACACGGACUCGUCUAUCAAGAUGGUGCCUGCAUCCAUUCCUCUAAACCAGACUGCCCCCACGGGAGCAGUUUUCAUGGCAGCGUAUGUGUGUCAGAGGAACUUCCGUCGUGCCCUACAGGUAUCUUUGAUGGAACUGUUUGUAAGGACUCCCGGUCUCCUACUUGCCCACCGGGAUCCACCUUCAAUGGGUCUGUCUGCAUCGCGAGCGGCAACCCCAGCUGCCCCGAGGAACAGACCCCAUCAAUACAUGGAAACCAGAUCCGCUGUUGCCUCAAGGGUCUUGUCUGGAAUGGGUCUCUCUGCGUCCUCAUACCGGCCGACGGCAACCAAUGCCCUCCUGGAAGCAGCUUCGACGGCGAGCGGUGCGUGUACACACCCACAGUUGAGCCACUUUGCCCCCCAGGCUCGACUCUCAAUGACGGCUCGUGUGUCUUCAACAGCCACAUCUGUGUGACUAACGAAGCCCCUUCCUGUCCACCUGGAACCGGCUUCGACGGGCACAAAUGCGUCUCUGAGUUCCAAGCUUCGUGCCCCCCUGAUACAAUACUCAGCGGCAAAAAGUGUGUUUCCAGCGCUGAGCCCUCCUGUCCCCCCGGGUCGACGUUCAACGGCCACUUCUGCAUCUCUUCCGAGCGGCCACACUGCCCACCAGGCUCCCACCUUAUCGACAACGCCUGCCGUUACCCCAACCCUCCUGAAUGCCCACAUGACUCCAGCUUCACCGGAGAGGACUGCGUGACACCGCGCCCCCCGUCCUGCCCACCAGGACUCACCUUCGAUGGGGCCACCUGCGUCCACAGCGACCGGCCCUCCUGUAUCCAUGGGUACAUCUUCGACGGCACUAGCUGUGUUUCCUCUGACAAGCCAAGCUGCCCGCCCGGUACCAUCUUCGACGGGAAAUCCUGCCGUUCGAACGAGUCCCCCAAAUGCCCUCCGGGUUCUGCCUUCGACGGCACCACCUGCGCUGCGACUACGCAGCCGUCCUGCCCCCCAGGUCUCACUUUCAAUGGCAAUGAGUGUGUGACCGGUGAACGACCUGGCUGCCCCCCUGGCGCGACCUUCGAUGGCGAGCAUUGCGUUAAUGAGGAGCGGCCCAGCUGUCCCGCGGGCACCAACUUUAACGGUCGUAGCUGUGUCUCUAUAGUGCCCCCAUCGUGCCCACCAGGCACUAUGUUCGAUGGCUCAAAGUGUGUUACUGAGGGCGCACCCAGUUGUCCACCGGGCACCACUUUCCAUGGCAAUACUUGUGUGGCUAACACUCCCCCACAAUGUCCUCCAGGUACCGCUUUUAACGGGUUGAUGUGUGUGACGGCAAGCAAGUCAGAAUGUUACGAGAUGCAUGUUUGUCCGCCGGUCUCGCACUUCCAAGUGAUGUCUCCUUAG